Molecule: messenger RNA, 1782 nt
Organism: Talaromyces stipitatus ATCC 10500
Lineage: Eukaryota; Fungi; Ascomycota; Eurotiomycetes; Eurotiales; Trichocomaceae
Exons: 3
Coding region: 1-1782 (593 amino acids)
Biological process (GO): regulation of DNA-templated transcription
Molecular function (GO): zinc ion binding; DNA-binding transcription factor activity, RNA polymerase II-specific
Source: RefSeq, a predicted model, not a curated record
AUGGGAAAAAGUAAGGUCCGGACAGGCUGUCGCACUUGCAAGAUCCGUAAAGUGAAAUGCGACGAAAAAUACCCUGUUUGUCACCGGUGCUCAUCUACUGGGCGCAUUUGUGAUGGAUAUGGAGUAUGGGGAGGCGGAGGCAAUCAAACACACCGGGAUAGCCGUGAUCGAGCUAUCAUAGCUUCGACUUCGUCAUCUUCCAAUGAGCCCUGCAAUACAGUCCUACCUCGACCGGGAUAUGUUUCCUUCUUUGUGGCCAGUCGAGAGGAUAAGGAAUGUUUUCAUUGGUUUGCGUGCCGCACUUCGGUGAAGCUAAAGGGAUCAUUCGACUCAGAAUUCUGGUCUAAGCUUAUAUUGCAAGCUAGUAUCAACGAGUUAGCAGUCCGGCAUGCAGUCUUGGCUGUAAGCUAUGUUCACCGGAGAGGCAGCCUAGAUGUUAUGGAUACACGUUUGAAAAAAGAAACCACUGGUCAAGUGGAUCAAGUUCCUCUACGAUAUUUUGCUAGAUCCAUCAACCAUCUUCAACACCAUUUGUCGGCCAAUACCCAGGCAUCUUUGCGCAUCGUCCUAAUAACAUGCAUUAUCCUUACCACAUUAGACCUUCUUCGGGGUCACUUUGAAACAGCGCGGAUACAUGUCAAAAAUGGGGUGUAUCUUGUGAGAAAGUUGAGAUCUUUCUCGAACAGGGAUGAUAGGCUACAUUCCACACGGGUGGCUGAGUCAACAGACAGUUGGAUUGCGGAAGCCUUUAUGAGACUUCAUGGCCAGGUAGAAGUUCACAAUAUCAUGAAACGAGUUACCUGCGAACCCCUUCUCCCGAGUCCUAGUCCAAUACCAUCGAUACAAAAGUUCUUCUCAGUCAAAGAAGCUUGGAAUCAUCUAGACAAAAUAUUGGAGCAAAUAAUACAUCUGAACAAUCGAGUGCUUGAAUCCGAGACCGAGUGUCAAGCUCUACGUUCCCCUCCCCCUUUGCUAAGAGCAGACCAGCAACAGAUUCAAACCGCACUCUCUUCAUGGUUGAAAGCUUAUAAAUCUUUAUCAUCACCGCUUAUACAACGUUACAUAUCACCCUGGGAGAAGAAGUUUUCUGGGCUACUUCUUUUACAUCAUCAAACGCUCACAAUUAUGACUGAUGUAUGCCUGUCACCCAGAAAUGAAAUGGUAUUUGACGCUCACACCGACAGCUUUUUACGGCUGAUAAACCACGCCGUGGAUCUAUGGAACUACACUCUCAGCACGAAUCCUCACCGGCCUAAGUUACCGCCAGGCCAGUUCUUGAACAUGUCCAACUCAAUUACAGACAAGGGAUGGAUUACAGCUCUAUACUAUACGGCUGUGAAAUGCCGUAUCCACAGAAUCAGGCUUCAGGCUGUUCGCUUCCUUCAGUCUAGUCAUCAUCGUGAGGGCUUCUGGGAUUCAUCUAUAAUGGCAGCCGUUGCGCGAAAAGUGAUGGAAAUCGAAGAAAGAGACUACUACCAAGACAUUAAUCCUCUUGACAAUAUCUUUUCGCUUACGAGCUCGCCUACCCCGUGGGAUUUGUCCUUGCCCACUUUACCAGAGUCAUAUAGGUUACGUGGAGUUGAGACAAUUCUUUCCGGCUGUCCUGUAAAUAGGGUUUUAUUGCUAUGUAAGCAGAGGCAAAACAUGGAGGAUCAAAAAGUCCAAAUAGGGGAAUAUGACAUUCUCACUCAGCGGUGGAGCUAUGCGGCUGACUCCAAUUUCAAAGCUCAAAAGUCAAGUCAGAUUCGGGUCGGACAUCUACCAUUCGUAUCUCGUACUUAA